AUGGUUGAGAUAGAAAAACCAGGGAAUGAAGAUCUCGGGAUCAGUUUAGCUCCAUGCCACGAGGUGAAAACCGGACAGAAUGCUUUCUUUAUCAAUCACAUUCGUCAAGGAAGCAUCGGAGAUCGAUGUGGGGCUUUGUUCGUAGGGGACCGUGUUGAAGCAAUCGAUGACAUACACGUGGAAGACCUGACAUUACAAGAAGCUAUGCAUCGACUGAAACACAACGGCUUGGACAGUGUGCGUCUACAAAUUGUUCCCAAUGCAAUUAUGGAUGUGGAAAAGCAAAGUCGAACUGGUGCCGGCCGAUCGAGGGAUCUCGGUCGGAUGCAGCCCCAACAACCGUUUGCACAACUGUUAUUGCAAGACCAGCAGCAGCAACAACAACAGCUUGCUCCGUGGCCCGCUGCAUCUCCCACAAUAUCUCGACAUCGAUCCCGGUCCAAAGGCCAUACAGGUCCCGCAGAAGGAUCAACGGAAGCUGCCUGUGUGUGUGAACAUGAGCUCCGAUAUCCAGGGCUAGAUGAGUACCGAACCGGUCCAGAUAAUCAUAUUUCUGGCAACGUGACCUCCGAGUGGAAUCCCGAACUAAAACAUCGCAGUAUAGCAAAAAGUCUGAACUGGGUCUAUGGAAACUCGUCCCGUCGGAGGGAACAAACAAAAGCACUUUUUGAAUCCGGGGUGAUACAGGAAGGGGAUCGUGUGAUCACAAUGAACGGACAGUCCACGUUAAAUCGUACGAUUGAAGAAUUGACAAUGGAGUUUCUCCGGCCUGAUCCGCAUCGAUCACGUGCUCCACUCAGUCUCACCUUGGUCACACAAUACUCUGUGGCUGAUACGGUCGUGCCCAGCUCGGGGGUGUUUGACGUGAAAUUGGUGCGCAGAGCAGCCAAUCUCGGUAUUAAUCUUCAAGGUAUGUGCUGCGUCAUCGAGACUGAGUAA
Molecule: messenger RNA, 939 nt
Organism: Echinostoma caproni
Lineage: Eukaryota; Metazoa; Platyhelminthes; Trematoda; Plagiorchiida; Echinostomatidae
Source: the annotation of a GenBank genome assembly